UUGUAGAAUAGCCUUUACGUGUCCCGGCCGCCACUCGAUCCUUUCUGCAAAUGUUCACUAUCAUGGCCGCGGCCACGAGCACAUCACGUGAUCAUAGAGCAUGCGUAUGGGACUACAGAGCGUGCGCAUAGUGUUCCGUCGCUUUUUCGGUAUGACAGAUUUCUUAACCUUAAUUCGUCAACUUUAAUAACGAUUAGUAUCUCGAUCGCUUUUCUGAUGCACGCUUAUUCUUGUCAGAUUUAUUCGUUUUAAGCAAAAUCGCGUCAAAUACGCAUAAUUACAUCGAUAUUUGAGGUGCGGGAUCUAAAUGAAACAAUUACUUUUUAUAAAUAUAUGUGAAAGUGAGCCUGAUUGAAAAAGUAAAGUAUAUAUUAUAUAUUAUACAUUAUCGGAUAAUGAGUGAUUCGUCAUCAUGUGAUUCUAAUUCUGAUAAUGAUAUAAAUAAUGCAGUUCCCAAAAAAGUAAAACGACGUUACAAAACAGGAUUGUAUAAAGAUUAUGAGACUCACUUCAGAGAUAAUUUAUCUUGGGUUACUAGAUCAAAGUGGGAUUCUUUUACGAGUUAUGAACAUCAAUUAGCUUUUGUGCCAGAAAGCAGUAAUUUUUCUAACUUGAAUAAUGAGCAGAACCGUGAUUGUUGUAUUAGAAGUGAGAAUAAUUGUGACAUGAGAAUGAAUAAUAAUGAAGCUAGUAGUAAUAAUUCCACAGCGAUUCGCUCUCCAGAAUAUAAACCUGACUUAAAUAUUGAAGAUACAUUUGAGUAUAAUGAAAUUAUUCAUAUAAACAAUGAAGACGAGGACAAAGAAAAUGAAGAUGCCAGCAGUGUAGAAGACAAUAGUGAAGAUGAUGACAAACAUAAUGACUUACUUGGUAGACUCUGUAUGUCGACCAAUCUGCAAAUAGAAUGCAAUUUAAUGGGUAUUAUGGUUGUAGCUGGUGUUACCAUCCAGAUGUUUAUGUUAAAGAAGUUUCAGGAUAUACAUCGACUCCCACGAUCACGAAAAGAAAAGUUAAAAGGUGCUGAAGUGAAAACAUGGAUAUUAGUCUACAGUCUACCAUGUUUGGAAGAUAUCCUUCAUGAUACAGCUCUUAAACAUUAUUCAUUACUCGUCAGAAUUUUGUACACUUUAUUAAAAACAACAAUCACCGAAGAAGAAUUAGUACAAUGCGAAUAUGACGCCCUAAAGUUUGUUGGUAUUAUCAGGUUAUUACGGAGUUGA
Monomorium pharaonis (pharaoh ant) is the source of this 1220-nucleotide messenger RNA. RefSeq lists its product as uncharacterized. The coding region runs from base 396 to 1220 and encodes 274 amino acids. Lineage: Eukaryota; Metazoa; Arthropoda; Insecta; Hymenoptera; Formicidae. The transcript is spliced from 6 exons. The record is from RefSeq and is a predicted model, not a curated record.